This is a messenger RNA of Homarus americanus (American lobster), 5336 nucleotides long. Its product is annotated as zinc transporter 5-like. Gene Ontology annotation, cellular component: Golgi apparatus; nucleus; membrane. Bases 123 to 2342 code for a protein of 739 amino acids. Gene Ontology annotation, biological process: intracellular zinc ion homeostasis; regulation of transcription by RNA polymerase II; transmembrane transport. The transcript has 16 exons. The record is from RefSeq and is a predicted model, not a curated record. Lineage: Eukaryota; Metazoa; Arthropoda; Malacostraca; Decapoda; Nephropidae. Gene Ontology annotation, molecular function: DNA-binding transcription factor activity, RNA polymerase II-specific; zinc ion transmembrane transporter activity; RNA polymerase II transcription regulatory region sequence-specific DNA binding.
CUCGUGUCAUACAGUCACUCCUAUGGACGCCACAGACAAGUUGCAGGGAAGCGUCUCCAAUAUUCCCAUUUUUUGAGGUUUACGUGCCGGUUAUCAUCUCAACAGGCUAAAAGUGGAGUAGGAUGCGAGGUAGCUCAAACCUGGGCUUCAGUGAUGGGUCAGCAAGUAGAGUUAUCUACCCUUCUACUAAAAUCUCAUGGUACGUUUGGCUGUUACUUCUUAGCAAAUUCUUCCGAUGUAUCGGGGUGUUUGUGGCAUUUGAUGCAGUUCAGUCCAUCCACGUAGUCUACUUUCUCCAACUAGUGACGCUGCUAUGUGCUCUUGUGUAUGGCUUUGUUCAACGUCCUCUCUCCGGAAGCAAAAAGCUGCAGCAGGUUGUUUGGAUUAAUAUUGCAAGACAUGCAUUUGUUCAGACCUGCCUCAACCUCCUGUGGUUUUAUGGACUAGCUUAUGUGGGACCCUUACGUACAAUACUGCUGAGUGAACAUGCUGAUAUUGUUGUUCUGGCUGUCUGGAGUGCUGUUCUUAAAGGUAUAGGUGGCCCAGGGAAGCUGCGAGGCUCAUUUUGGUUUGUCCUGGGUGUUCUUUCUCUCGUGUUGUUCGACAAUGAUGCAACCAAAGCAGCAGAACACCCGGAGGGACAACAGCACCAUGGCGUCAGCCAUCUCCUCUACUACCUGUUAGCUUGGACUGGGCUUUCAGAUCAUGAGGGUGGUAUUGUUGUGCUUCUACUGACUCUGUGUCUACAAGCUUACGUCAAUAAUGGGGGACGGCGUUUAGCUGUGGACGUUGGUGGAUCCAAGCGUUUACAUGCUCUGACUGCCAUUGUCUCUGCUAUUUUCCUCUGUCCAAUUACCUUUAUGAUUUGGCUGACUCAGGACACACCAAGCCCCAGGACUCUACAGUUUCUGCCACAGGCAUUUGUUGUUGCCCUAUUCGUCUUUGUUUUACACUAUUACAUUGACACUGCCUGUGUUCAAAGACUGGAUGUGGUGAAGACAGCUAGAGUUGGCACCUUAGCAGUCUUUUUUGCCGGCUUAAUCAUAAAUGCCAUCUGGAAGUAUUCGGGAGGAAGUGAAGAAAAUGAUGGCACAGACGUCAAAGAAAAACUUGAACAUGCCUUCUCUGGGGGUGUGGCAUUUAGUGUUGUUAUGUUAUCUGCAGCCACUCUUCAGUUAACAUCAGGGAAGGAGCGGUGGCGCGGCGGCCCGGGGGGCGUGCCGGCUCUGCCCCUUCAUGGUCUACCUGGCGAGGCUCUACACCGUUCACAGUCCCUCAUCACAUUCUUCACCUCAACUCUCAGACUAAUUCUUUCAAAUCCCAACAGCCGCACAAUAUUUUACUUUCUCUGUGUUAAUCUCUGCUUUACGUUUGUGGAAUUUGCCUAUGGAAUGUGGACAAACAGCUUAGGUCUCAUCUCUGAUGGUUUCCACAUGUUGUUUGAUUGUUCAGCACUUGUCAUGGGUUUAGUUGCAUCAGUUAUGGCAAGAUGGAAACCAACCAAGACAUUUCCCUUUGGGUAUGGGAGAAUUGAAGUACUUUCUGGAUUUGUGAAUGGUCUCUUCUUAACUGUGAUUGGUUUAAUGGUACUGUACGAGGCUGUUGGACGACUCUGGGAGCCACCUCAAGUACACACCGAGAGAUUACUAGCAGUUGCCAUUUGUGGAUUAAUUGUUAACCUUUUUGGCAUUGUGUCCUUUAGUCACACUCAUUCCCAUGGACACUCACAUGUCAGCAGCCAGAACCAUUGUCAUAAUGGUAGUCAUGGUCAUCAAGUUGGCACUCACAAGCACAACCAUAAUGUUAAUGCUAACAUGCAAGGUGUAUUCCUGCACAUAUUGGCUGAUACUCUUGGUAGUGUGGCAGUAAUCAUCUCCUCCUUACUUAUUGAUUGGUAUGGCUGGCUGAUAGCUGAUCCUAUUUGCUCACUGGUCUUGUCUGGUCUCAUCUUAGCAUCAGUUUUACCACUGUUGAAGGACUCUGCAUCAGUACUUUUAUUAAGGGUACCAACUGGAAUUGAGGCAGCUGCCAAAACCUGUAUAGAUAAGAUCCUUGAAAUAGAACACGUUGUGAGUUGUAAGGAUCCUCGGUUUUGGCAACACUCUGGAGACAUACAUGUGUCAACAAUAGUGGUCCAGUGUUCAAGUGACAUUUCAGAACAACGUAUUAUUCAUAACGUGACUGCAAUUCUUCAAGAAGCAGGUUUUACCCAGAUGACUGUUGAGGUGGAAGUGUUGGCCAGUGCUGACCCUGUAGUUGAGUGUCCUCCAUCACAGUGGGGACUGGGCACAGUAGUCAAGACUCAACAAAACCCUCACCCAAACUGUAUUAGAGCAGUCUAGAAUCAAAAGGAAAGCUAUUUUACAGUAAUUUAUUUUUGUCAAAUGUGCAGUCUUUAAUCUGAUGUAAACUCACCACAAAAAGUUCUCAAAUGCUCUAACGGUCAUACAAUAUGACAAAAUGAACAAAUCUGAAGAUUUCUCUCCGAGGAAGUUUUAUUGCAAAUUAAAUUACAUGUGCUUCUUUUCAACCUGUAAUUGCUAUAAAGAUGAGCAACAUAUAUUAUUACGAAAUAUAGAGUAAUUUCACAACCAGGCAUAUCAACCAUUCAGAGAUGACAGGAUCCAUAGUGCUCAUUCUGAAAACUGUAGUGCCCAGCUGUUAAAGAACAUUUUGUGGCGAGUGUACACUAACUGUUUUGUUACUUAAAUAUUUUUUACUAUCCACAGUACUGUACGUAUUAUGCAUUCAGUACCAACCUUUCUUUGAUAAUUUACUCUUAUAAUAUGUAAGUGUUGUGACAGUAACUUUAUGGAGUGUAUGAAUUUCAGGUUAUUUCAGUUAUGGAAGUAAGCUGAGAAGGAUUGUUUUUAACUAAAAAAAUUUGAAAAGUGAAAGGACAAGUCUUGUAGAUUUUUCAGGAAGGAUAUUUAUUAAUUUAUUUUAUUUUUUAUGGAAGUGAGUUGUUAGAUUCCCCAUUCCAGCAUUCAUUACAGUAAGUUAGAAUUUAUAUAUCUACAUUGAGAUUACAAUUAUGAAAAACUGAACAGUAAGUUGUAAUUCAGUUGUGUCCAAAGUGAAAAUGAAAAUUGCAUAAAUGAUGUAAAGCUGAAAGUCCAAUAAUAUUUACUUUCGUUCCACAGUAAAGAUACAGAUAAUAGAUACAUCAUAAUAUAGUGAGGCACUUCAAAAUGAGUAACUAGUGAACAAAAAUUAAAUUUAAUGACCUUAGUACUGUAUAUUUCAGGUGCCUCUAAGAGUGCACUGACUCUUACUAAGGCUGAGCCAUGGCAAUAAUGUUAUUUUUCACUUUAUAUCUGUAUUUUUCUGAGUAAAUAACAGUUGAUAAAUGAUGAACUUCUAUUCAAUUUAAAGAGCAAAAUUUGAGUGAAAGACUCCUCUCAUGCCUGCUUGGACCCCCAGCAAAGCAAAUGCUGUACUCGUCACUUAUUUUUCCCUUUAGUUUAUUCUUAGUCCAGCCAAUAUUGAUUUACUUAAAAAAAAGACAGAACCUUAAACUUAUAAAUUAAUUCUGUUUCCUAGUCAUCAUGUCUGAGAGGUGAUUGGUGGAUGGAUAUUAUCAAAGUUACAUGAGCAUAAACAAACUAAAUCAGCAGCAUAUGUAUGUGAAGAGAAGUAAUUGUGUUGAUGGUUGUGAAGGAAUGUUAUUGAUGAAAUUUAUUUAAUGUGUUUUGACAGAUCAAACCAAUACAUGUACGGUAUUACCAAAUCCUGAUUAAAGCAUACCAAAGCAAAAUUAUGUUCACUGUAAAAAUAUCUAAAAUGCAUGCGGCAGGAAGCUGUGGUGUUGGUGACUGGCAAUAGUUGUUUUUUAUCAGUGAGGUAAGGGACCCUGUUAAUGCACUUGUACUCAUUUUCUUUCCAUACAGCAUAAAGUAAUUGACAAGCAUCAUUAUUCUUAAGCUUUUUCUUGUGAAAUUAUACACUGUAACAAUUUGGUUAUUGAAUUUUCAUGCCACAAACACUAAACUCAUUACAACCAAAUUCUCAUUUAUCAAUUACUAAUUCAGCAGAAUCUUACUGUAUUUAUAGGAUAGCAAAUUAAAAAAACAAAAUGGUAAACAUUUUCUUGCCACCAUAAUUAUAUGUUUAGCCAUCAGUUUGUAAUUUAUUUUUCAGUGAUAUUAGAAAUAAUAUGUAACAUGAUAGCUAUUCCACUGUAAGAAUCCCAUUGUGAAGCAUAAAAGGUUGUGAAUGUGAUAUACAGUACUGUAUAUCAAUGUUGUGAGAAGUAGAUCCAUCACUCUUCCCCUAAAACAAGUGUUCACUAUAAUUAAGGAUUAUUUAUUUUUUCUAGAAUAUAUUUUCUUUCUCCAUUCAUUUCUUGUUUGUACUGCUCCUGCCACACUGUUUGACCUUCUUUAUCAGCAAGGGCUCUACCCAUAGGAUAAGUGUUCACCCUGACUCUGACCUCAACCUGUACAAAUGAAAUUCAGCUACUAUGCUACUCUUGCAUCACUGGACCUCAUGCAACAGGAGACAGAUGUGGCCUUUAAGCUUAAGCUAAGUUUGAACUCAUUUAUAUUACUGAAUAUUUUAAACCAGCUGAAUCUCCUGAUUUAUUUAACUUAGGAUGAGGGCCUUUAGCAUUAAAGCAAGUGCUCUGAGGUAGCUAGACAUUCUUAUCUCAACCUCUCAAAUAGCAAACCCAUUUUGUCAGGAAAUAUUAAUGAAUAUGCACAAGUUUAUCUCCAAACUUAAUCUGUAAUGUUCAUUAUUAUGAAGGUACCCAUCCUGUCCUAGAACUUAAGUUGAGUUCAGAGUUUAUUUCUUCAACUGCAUUGUCAGAAUUAACUCCUUUUGUAGUAUGGUACCAUAGAGUAGAUGUUCAUCUUGAACAUGAAGGUGAACCUUAAUUAUUUUAAACAGUAUUAGUUAAACAAAUAUAAUAAUAAAAUACCAUAUACAAUACUGUACUCUGUGGGAGGAGAAUCAAAUUGUAUACCCUUCAGAAAUAUGGUGAACUGUACUUUCUUUUUUUUCUUUUUGCUGUUCUUUUCUGAUCGUUUUUCAUACUUCUUUUGAUGUUUCAUUUUCUCAUAACAAAUCACGAUUGAUUUUAUUCUGUCACUUGCUUUUCAUUUUGAGUUUUCCAUUGUUGUGCGAGGUAAUUAGACUAAAGAAAAGCAAAACCCCCAAACAUUCUUCCCACUAUAAAGCAUUUCCAAGUUAUCUAGUUAUUCUUUAUACAGUACAGUAUUUUAUAUUUAUGAAAUCAAUGUUACUAUAUAUUGUGUAAGUUAUUUUAUUAACAAAUUUUAAAUGAAUUUAUAAUGAAAACACAAUUUAAAAUACAGAAAUAAAAAGUCCAGGUC